UUUAGAAAACAUACGUGGGUAGAUUGGGAAACUUUCAAGCAAGCUUUCUUGACCCGAUUUGACACAGUUAGUGAAGAUGCCGCCUGGUUUCAAGGUGGCGCUCGAGAAGUGUCAGUUUUUCCUCACCACCAUUUCUUUCCUGGGGCACGUGGUGACAGACAAGGGACUCCAACCGGAGUCGCUGAAAGUGGCAGCUGUCAGGGACGCACCAGUGCCUACCACUAUCACGCAAGUUCGCGCCUUUCUGGGCCUAGCCUCGUAUUACCGAAGAUUUAUCAAGGGCUUCGCGGCAAUUGCGGGACCCCUCACAAAUCUCCUGCGCAAGGAUCAUCCGUUGAUUUGGACACCGGAGUGCGAUCAAGCGUUUUCCAAACUCAAGGCUGCUCUCAUUUCGGCUCCGGUCCUUAUAAUACCGGAUCCCGAAAAACCUUUUGUUCUCAUCACCGACAGGCAACCAGAGGCGAUCUCGGCGAUCCUUGCCCAGGUGGGACCAAGCGGACUCGAGAAUGUGGUGGAGUAUGCGUCCAAAUCAGUACCCGCCUGCAAACAAAACUACGCUGCUCCGACGGGAUCAUGCUAUGCGGCUCUCUGGGGAAUCAGUCACUUUCGUGCUUACCUGUAUGGGCGAAAGUUCACCCUGGUGACUGAUCAUGAGCCCCUGUUGGCUCUGAAGAAGUCGAAGGACUACUCGGGCAUGAUUGGGCGAUGGGCAACGGUAUUGCAGAGCAUGGACUUUGACAUCCAUCAUCGGAAGCACGAGAGACACGGGAAUGCGGACGGAUUGACACGAUUGCACCGGCCUGAGAAAGUUCCGAGGAAUGAGGAGGUGAUUCCGUGGAACGAGCCCGAGCAGAAGAUUGGACCUCGGUACGGCCAAGUGGAGAUUUUGUCGAAGCAAACGAGCCACGUCACCACAGUGGCGGGAUUCACCGGCGACAUCAGCUCGGUCAAUCCGCUGUGGCAUACCGCGAUCUUGGCUUCGCUGCGCGAGUGGACGGAGCAAGUCCCCAACUGGACCUCGUGCUUGGAGGAACCUAGGGACGAGGAUACACUACCAUCGCGACAGGAGUAUCUGAAGCCGUAUGAGAUCCCUUACGCCUUCUACCCGAGGGUAGAAGAAGUGGUGAUCGACGACGACGAUGAAGAAGAAGGCGACGACGAGGAAACAUCGGAGGAGGGAAGCUAUAGUGAACAUAGCGAGGGCGAGCUGAGUGAGGAGGAAGAGGAAGAAGAAGAAGCCGGAUCCGAGCGGGAAGCCCCGCCGGAGGAAGCGACGUGUACGGGAAUGGAGGCGGAAGAUCAGCAAGCGGAGCGAAAGCGCGAAGAAAUUGCCUCCGGAAAGCGCCAGCUGGAGUUCGCCAGCGAAGCUAGACUGCGCCUUGGUAACGAUCCGACCCGGGGUCCAGAGACGACGAAGCCCGAAGAUGGCGACCCUGCAGCCGCCACCUCAAGUACCGCGCGACGGAGACGGCGCCGAUCCCCCUCCUCCUCCAGCCCCACCCGUUCCCCAGUUCGCCCACGUACCGAUGCGGGCGAUAGGCCUCCGUCCUCGGACGCUGUCCCGCCGACCCCUUAUUUCCUCACCCUCGAGCAGAUCCGUACCCCCGUCACCUUCCCUCCCCAUCCUUUUCAUCCCCAUCUCUUCCGCGACUUCUACUCUACCCGUCUACUCGCUAUCGUCCACCCCCACGCCUCCCUUCGGUCUGCCGCUCCCACGUUCUGCUGGCAACUCCUGUUGUUCAGCGCCGCAUGGGACCGAUCCAAUGUGGUAGAGGUCUACUACGUUGCCACAGGGACCAUCCCCGCUUGUCGCCACUUCGAGAUCUUUCGAGCGGUGCUUUUCCGGACCCUCUCCUCCUUCUAUCGCAACUACCUCGCCUCCUUCCCCCGCAGUGGCGAUCAUUUCCCCCGCUUCCACUGAAUCAUCCGAUAUGAGGAGCUCCCGGUGACG
This is a messenger RNA of Chara braunii, 1951 nucleotides long. The record is from the annotation of a GenBank genome assembly. NCBI's taxonomy places the organism in Eukaryota, Viridiplantae, Streptophyta, Charophyceae, Charales, Characeae.